Messenger RNA from Boleophthalmus pectinirostris (great blue-spotted mudskipper), 1350 nucleotides. Its product is annotated as interleukin 17d. Gene Ontology annotation, cellular component: extracellular region. The transcript has 3 exons. Gene Ontology annotation, molecular function: cytokine activity. Bases 727 to 1335 code for a protein of 202 amino acids. The record is from RefSeq and is a predicted model, not a curated record. NCBI's taxonomy places the organism in Eukaryota, Metazoa, Chordata, Actinopteri, Gobiiformes, Gobiidae. Gene Ontology annotation, biological process: inflammatory response.
UCCAGCCCACGUCUCACGGAAAUGUCCCGUUAUACCUUCGGCUCAGAAGGAGCUGCGUGGCCCGUUUCCCAGCGAGACUUCACCGCGCCACAUGUCCUGUGUUACAUGCAGGCAUUUGUUUUGUUUUUGUACUGCUCUCUCCUCUGCCCUGUGUGUUCAGGUGCUGUGGGUGUGACCGGAACUGGAGCUGAUUGGCCAGCUGGCUGCCAAUCAGAGUGGAGAGGGCCAUUUAAAAGGAGCUGUGUGCUGCCUCUUUCUCUCUCUCUCUCUCUCCUCUGUGUAUAUGGCUGCUAGCCCAGGUUUGUUUGGUUGGGAGGAUUGGUUAGGUAAGUUUGGGGAUCCCUGUACAUUUCAUCACGUAGAUUUUUGUUGUUAGACACACUAGUUAUCAGUUGUUGCCACCCUUGUUGUUUUGAGUUUUCCAAAUUCUCUUUUUUAGACCAGGUAGGCUAGGCUUUUGAUUUCUUUCCUUUUUGUAGCCUAGUUUUCAGUUAGGGCCUGUUUUGGUAUACCUUUUUGUUUGUUGAUUUGGCACAACUGGCCCACGCCUCCUCCCACCAACCGUUUGUUCAUUUUUUUGUGCACUUUAAUGAAGGUUUGGCUGUCAAAUAAAAUAUCUGCCAAACUGACUUUGCCUCAAGGGUUGUUUUAUACACGUUGUGUUCCUUGUUGGACAUAGGGGACAUAACAUCCUGGAAUACAUCAGUGAGGAGCGCACUCGGUGCGAUGCUGUUGCGUAGACCGAGCCUGUCUGCCCUGCUGUCCGCUUGGCUCCUGCUUCUGUCUGCGGGCCCGGGGUUUGUCCCUGGAACCGUCUCUGGGGCCGGACUGAUCCGUAAGAAGCCUCCUGUGCGCCGCGGGUGCCUGCCCCUCCCGGAGGAGAUCCUGGAGCAGAUGUACGGCCGGCUGACAGUGGGAAUCAUGAGCGCCUUCCACCACGCGCUGCAGCUGGAGCAGAACCCUCAGCAGCAGCACAACGCCAGCUGCCCAUUCGCCGCGUGGGCCUCAGCCGCCUCAGGGCCCCGGCUCCCGGUCAACCUGCUCAGCAUCUCGCCAUGGGCCUACAGGAUGUCUCAGGACUCGUCCCGGUACCCGCGCUCCAUUCCAGAGGCAUACUGCCUGUGCAGGGGCUGUCUGAUUGGUCCAUAUGGACAGGAGAGCGCAGACUUCCGCAGUGUUCCCGUCUUCGCUCCAGCCGUGGUGCUGAGGAGGAAUGGCCCAUGUGUGGGUGGGCGUCACACCUACAGCGAGGACUACAUCUCUGUGGCUGUAGGCUGCACGUGUGUGCCAACCAUGGAGCCGGAGCCCAGGGCCCCACAGGGCAACAGCAUCUGAGGGCAGCACGGUCUG